This is a messenger RNA of Nymphalis io (European peacock), 3331 nucleotides long. RefSeq names its product chitooligosaccharidolytic beta-N-acetylglucosaminidase (gene Hexo2). The record is from RefSeq and is a predicted model, not a curated record. Gene Ontology annotation, biological process: carbohydrate metabolic process; glycosaminoglycan metabolic process; ganglioside catabolic process. Gene Ontology annotation, molecular function: beta-N-acetylhexosaminidase activity. Bases 473 to 2302 code for a protein of 609 amino acids. The transcript is spliced from 10 exons. NCBI's taxonomy places the organism in Eukaryota, Metazoa, Arthropoda, Insecta, Lepidoptera, Nymphalidae. Gene Ontology annotation, cellular component: membrane.
CUCGUGCGCGCGCCUUUAUCAACGUCUGAUAAAAUGGUACCGAAGUAGCGUUCGCUAAACUACAACAAUAAUAACUACUUAAAAUCUUACCCAAGCGAAAUUGAAACCAUAUUCAACGCGAACCGCGUCGCGACUACAACCAGUGUGGUUAUCGAAAAAAAAAACUAAAUAAACAUUAUAUAAAACAACAAAAAGUGCAGUCCGGUUCGGUGCGACUGCGUGAAAAAUAAAACCAAUUCCUUCUCGGCAGGAUACUGCGAUACAAGGUUAUGAACUUGUAAAAAAGGGUUUGGUUAAAAUAAAUAUUUCAGCACAAAAAAAUAUGAUUGUAAGUCGAUUUGAAGCUUAAGACGUUUAUAAUGCACCGACCGAAAGUGAUAGUUGUGUGACUUGUGUGCUAGAAAACUCACUGUAACCAAUAUUAAUUCUACUAGCGUUUCAGAACAAAUACUAAAGUAAUAAGAUUACAAAGAUGGACGGCAGAUUAAUAGUUGCCGUCGUAGUGAUUGUGCAUUUGGUGAGCUGUAACGACAAUUCCAUCGACAAUUCGACGACAAAUGUAUAUGAACCGACAUGGACAUACAACUGUAUUCCGGAUGUGGGCUGCCAGCGGUCUGAGCGUCCACAGCCAGGCGUUCAUGGGAACACGUCUAGUUUGAUCUACGACAGUUUGGACCUCUGCAGGACUGUCUGUGGCAGAUUCGGUGGCCUCUGGCCCAGGCCUGUUACAGCUGCUCUCAGCAUGCAGACUGUGAAGAUUCACCCUAAUUUUUUAAGGUUUGAUCUCAGCAAUGCACCUGUGGAAACACGCGAGGUGCUAGUGAAGAUGACGCAUGUCACCACACAGAACCUUAUCGACGAAUGUGACGGCAAUGUGACCGAAAUAGUCGAGACUCCUGUCGUUGUAUACAUCACGGUGAAGACCACCAAUCUGGAACUUACUUGGGAAACAGAUGAGCAAUAUCGCUUGGAUGUGCAAAGUAAAGAGAAAAAUGCCGUAAUUCAUAUAAUCGCGGAAACAGUGUAUGGCGCUCGUCAUGGUCUAGAGACAUUUAGCCAACUGGUUUCAGCAGAUAAGUCAGAUUAUGAUGAACAAUACAAAUGUAGUCUUCGGCUGGUCUCUGGAGCUAAAAUAUGGGACAAACCAGUAUAUAAACAUAGGGGCUUCAUGCUCGAUACAUCUAGAAAUUUCGUACCGAUGGAUGAUAUUAAGAGAAUGGUUGAUGCCAUGGCAACUGUUAAGAUGAAUGUGUUCCACUGGCACGUCACGGAUUCCCACAGUUUUCCAUUGGAAUCAAGACGUGUUCCUCAAUUUACAAGGUAUGGCGCAUACUCUGCUUACGAGAUUUACUCAACGGAUGAAGUCCGAGAGUUCAUAAAUUAUGCUCGAGUGCGCGGAGUUAGAGUUGUCAUUGAAAUUGACUCACCCGCACAUGCUGGAAACGGCUGGCAGUGGGGAAAGGAAUACGGCUUCGGAGACCUCGCUGUGUGCGUAAACGCUAAAGCUUGGCGUAACUUUUGCAUUCAGCCGCCGUGUGGACAACUAAACCCCGCCAACCCCGCCAUGUACCGCAUCUUGAGGGAUCUAUACCGAGAUCUCGCCGAAACCUUACCUAAACCUGCCCUGUUUCACGUGGGAGGGGAUGAGGUAUUCUUCAACUGUUGGAAUUCCUCUGAAGAGAUAACAUCUUACAUGCAAAGCAAAGGCUACGAGACAAACGUGGAAGGCUUCAUUAAACUGUGGGGCGAGUUCCAUGAAACUGCGCUCAAGAUAUGGGACGAGGAACUGGCUGCUGUGGGUCAAACCGAAAAGCAGCCCGUCAUGAUCUGGUCUUCGGAACUCACGCAGACUCAUCGGAUACAGAAGUACUUAAAUAAAGACAGAUAUAUAAUAGAAGUCUGGGAACCAAUCAGUAGUUCACUUUUAACGCAGCUCAUAAGGAUGGGCUACAACACCAUAUCCGUUCCCAAGGACAUUUGGUACCUGGACCACGGAUUCUGGGGGAACACCAAGUACUCCAACUGGAGGAGAAUGUACGCGCAUACUUUACCACGAGACCCCAACAUGUUGGGGGGAGAAGUUGCCAUGUGGAGUGAAUAUGUAGACUCACAAGCGUUAGACACGCGCGUGUGGCCGCGCGCGGCGGCGGUGGCGGAGCGGCUGUGGGCCGACCCGGCGGGCGGCGCGGCGGCGGCGGAGGCGCGUCUGCAGCGCGCGCGCGCCCGCCUCGCCGCGCGCGGCCUGCGCUCCGACGCGCUGUCGCCCGCCUGGUGCGCGCAGCACGACAUGCGCUGCGUGUAGGCACGCACACGAGCAGCAGCGCUGUGAGACUUAUCAGUUGUCAUUACACGCCGACCUGAGACCUAAGAUGCUCACUCGUUCUUCGAAUCGAAAUACAUCGUAUCGCUGCAUUUCGAUAGUCCGAUAUUUGGCGAUAGAACUGGGUGCCUAUUAUACACAUAUAUAUGUAUAUCGACUCUAUAAUAUAUGUUUAUGUUAUUAUUCCAUCUUCUUCCUACAAAUUAUAUAGCAAGGCGGUGACAAAACACUAAAAAUGACUAAAUAAAAAAAAAGUCGAUGACGCUUAUUUAAUAUAUUAUCAGAAUCUUGCCAUUUUAAAACUCGAAUCGACAAGGAAACCAUACAAAAUAUUAUUACUUUAUUGAAAUUAAAAGUUUUGCUAUAAAUUAGAAGAAUGACAAUUAAUAAAACCAAGAUUAUUUCAAAUAACGAAAAUUAAAAAAUUCCAAUAUAUGGUCGGGUACCCUAAGCGUUGUGUUACUAUGCCUAUGAUUUCCUAUAUCUAACUUUUUCACGCAACAAAUCAUGACAAAUAUUAAUAAAUGAAAAGUCCAAAUUCAAGGGUGGUACGGCACCCUUACAGAUUCAUUAACGUAUUCAAUAUUAUAUUUAAUAAUAAAGAUAACACUGUAAGAGAAUGUUCAUACGUAAUUAAAAAACAAUGAUGGUAGUCAUGACUGCCUAAGAUCCCGAGUGAUCUCAUAUUUUUAAGAUAUUAUCUACUUAAAAUAAUUGUAGUUUAUUUUUUUUUUUACUUAUUUUUAAUGUUUGUUUAAUUAUUUGUUUUAUUUAUUUAAAUAUAAAAUAAUGGAAAUAAAGAAAUGUAAAUGCGAGGAAUCGUUUAAAAGUAAUUUAUUAAGUUGUAUAAGGCGAAGUGUACACUCGGUUUUGUGUGUUAAAAUUGUAGCGGUAAGACUGUUUCUAGCCAAAUGUUUAAAUGAUCAAAUAAUAACAUACAAAACCGCGAAUACUGCCUAAGGUUAAUGACUAAGAAACCUUCAUACUGACAAAAUAAACUGAUUUCACUAA